Molecule: messenger RNA, 2740 nt
Organism: Tilletiopsis washingtonensis
Lineage: Eukaryota; Fungi; Basidiomycota; Exobasidiomycetes; Entylomatales
Exons: 5
Coding region: 289-2697 (802 amino acids)
Biological process (GO): transcription initiation at RNA polymerase II promoter
Cellular component (GO): transcription factor TFIID complex
Molecular function (GO): RNA polymerase II general transcription initiation factor activity; DNA binding
Source: RefSeq, a predicted model, not a curated record
CGACGCGCGGCGCGCGCGACGACGACGCAGGCGGCGGCGCUUGCGUCCCUGCCGCCAUCCCCCUCUCUCUCAGCCCCACGCUCUGCCCCACGCAGCUCCGUCUCGCCUCCGCUCGCCGCCUUCGCGCGCCUCACAUCCGCGUGCGCUGCGUCUCUGCGUCGUGUCGCAUUCCGCGUCUCUCGCGCCCUCUCCUUCUUCGUCACGCCCCCUCCGCCCCGCUCUCCUCUGCUCGCCUGAGCCAGCUCCGACGCGGCCGCUCGCGGCGGCGCGCGUGCGCAGUAGGGCAUCAUGUCCUUCCCCUCUGGCAGCGGCAGCGGCAGCGGCAGCGGUGCCGGGCCGUCGCCGAAGCGCGUCAAGCUCGAGCCAGCAGCGACGGCCGACAUGGCGCUCGACGCGCCGUUCGACUUUGGCGCCGACCUCUUCGGCUCGCCGCUGCCCGGCGGCAGUGCGUCUGCGUCGAACGGCGUUGGCAACAACGGCGCGCAUGCCGCUGGUGCGGGCAACUACUGGAUGUCGCCGCCGGCGCAGUCGGGCGCAAACGUCGAUGCCUCCUCGCUGCUCGCCGCUGCAGACUCGGCCUUUCCGAGCUGGGGAGACUUUGCCCCUGCGCCUCCCUCCUCGCACGCGCCGCAGCAUCAGCAGGGCACAGACUGGGCGGGCAUGGCUGCUGCCGCGGCUGCUGCUGCACAGCAGAACCAGGGCAUGCUGCAUGCGAACAUGCAGGGCGGCAUGGGCGGCAUGCCGCCCGGCAUGGGCAUGGGCUACGGCAUGCCGCCGCCGCCGCAGCAGGGCAUGGGCAUGUAUGGCGCACCCAUGCAGCCGCCUGCGCCGCCGCCGCCGCAGGCGCAGGCGCAGCAGCAGAUGUGGUCUCCUCCUCCACCGCAGCAGCCGUUGCAGCCCGGCCAGCCCAUGGGUCCGCCCGCUGCCGCACAUCCUUCCUCCUCCUCCACCGCCGCGCACCUCCUCCCGCCAGCUGCACCGCCCGGAAAAGACGUGCCGCUCGAGCAUAUCGAGGGAGCACCGCCGGGAAAACAGAGGAAGAAGGCGGCGCCGAAAAAGAAGAAGAAAGAUGCGGAGGCGGGGCAGGAGGCAACACCAACGACAGUGAAGGUGGAGCAGGGAGAGGAGGAGGCGCCGAAGAAGAAACCCCGAGGACGUCCGAAAAAGAACCCCGGCACCACGCCUUCCGCGUCUGGCGCGGGCGCAACGAGUGCUUCACCACACCCCGGCCAAAGCGCGACGCCCGCCCCGUCUGUGCAACCGAGCGCGACACCGGCGCCUACAGCGCCCGCAGCAGCUACUCCUGCCCCGUCCGCCUCUACAGGCGCGGCAGCGCGGCCCGCAGGCAGCGCCACGCCGGCGCCUGUGCGUCUGCCCAUGGCUUCCGCCACGCCCGCGCCGGCACAGCCCGCCGCUGCUGCUGCUCCUGCUGCUCCUACCUCUGCGGCUACUGCCGCGCCGGCCGCUGCGCUGCCGCCGCCGCACUUUGCGCCCGCUCCACAAGCGCAGCCCGGCGCACAGGCGCAGGCGCAGGAUGGAGUUGACGGGCUGCAGGAUGUCGUGGGCAUGUCUGGUGUAGAUUUGCGCGCCGAGGAGGAUGCCAUUCAGCAGCGCGAUGCGCUGGGAGACUCGAUGCAGCAAGCAUACAUGAACAGCACGGGCGGCAAGAUGGGCGAGUCAUUCCUGACGCUGCCCGCGCUGGCAUUGGCCAUGCGCUCCGUCGCUUCGCAACAUGGUCUCGGCAUCGACAUUGAAGCGCUGCACUACCUCUCUCUCGCCACGCAGCAGCGCUUCCGCAAUCUCGUCGCCGCCAUGAUUGCCGCCUCUCGGCAUCGCAACUGGGCCACGCACGAGCGCGAGCCUCCUUCCUGGCGCGAAGAUGCGGCAGAAGGAGAGGAGCCGACGCCGAUGUACCACGUCGCCAUCGACUCGAGGCCCGCUGCUCAACUGGCGGUGCUGGAGCGCGUCGAACGCGUCGAGGAGCAAAGGGCACGCAAGCUGCGCGUCGAGCGUGAGGAGCGAGAGGCCAAUCCUCUGCUGGCUGCUGCUGCUUCUGCCGCUGCUGGCGCCGGCGAGGGCGACUCGGAGAUGCUCGACGGCUCCGGCGGACCGUCGACGCCGCGCGCCGACCUGGCGGGCCGCAAGAAGAUUGGCGCCACGCAGGCGGCCAAGAACAUGAGUGAGGAUGUGCGCCGGCGCCUCGCCAACAACACGGCGGCGCGCCAGCUGGGCGGCGCGAGCACGCCGAAGUGGAUGAGCCUGGCGACGGCGAGCAACUCGGCGCUCAACGGCAGUCCGCUGGCGAGCCGCUCGACGGAGGAGGGCGACGGCACGCCGGGCGGCAGCUCGUUGCCCAAGCCGCGCUUUGCGCCUCUGGCGGGCGCCUCGCUCGGCAAGGCGCUGCCCGGCACGCCCGGCUCCAAAUGGUCCGGGCUCGGCCCGUCCAGCUUUGCGUCGAGCAGCACGCCUACCGGCAUCAAGAGCUCCGGCUGGGCCGACCUCGGCGCGCGGCAGCGCCAGCAGGAGGAGGAGCGCCGGCGCCAGCUGCUCAUGGUGUCGCUGCCCGACGCGCUGCAUGCCCUCGAGAUGGAACGUGCGGCGGGCAAGGGGCGGGGCUCGGGAGAGAAGGCGCUGUUCAGGGCCAGAGCACUGGGAUACGUGGGCGAGAGGAAGAGGGAGGAGGACGAGGAGGAGUGAGAUGCGUUUUAAUGCAAUGGCCACACCCAACGGGAGAGCAAGC